Castor canadensis (American beaver) is the source of this 2394-nucleotide messenger RNA. It is a transcript of the gene Dnajb4, whose product is annotated as DnaJ heat shock protein family (Hsp40) member B4. Gene Ontology annotation, molecular function: protein-folding chaperone binding. Gene Ontology annotation, biological process: negative regulation of transcription by RNA polymerase II. Gene Ontology annotation, cellular component: cytosol. NCBI's taxonomy places the organism in Eukaryota, Metazoa, Chordata, Mammalia, Rodentia, Castoridae. The record is from RefSeq and is a predicted model, not a curated record.
AAUUUUGCCUUAUCAAAAUUUAAUUGAAGUUAUUGUGUAAUGGAUUUUCAACAUAGCAGUCAAGAGGACAGCUCAGUCUGAAAAAGGAAAUCUAAGUUUAUUUCAAGGCAUUCGAAAUGGGGAAAGACUAUUACUGCAUUUUGGGAAUUGAAAAAGGAGCUUCAGAUGAAGAUAUUAAAAAGGCUUACCGAAAACAAGCCCUCAAAUUUCAUCCCGACAAGAACAAAUCUCCUCAGGCAGAGGAAAAAUUUAAAGAGGUCGCAGAAGCUUAUGAAGUAUUGAGUGAUCCUAAAAAAAGAGAAAUAUAUGAUCAGUUUGGGGAGGAAGGGUUGAAAGGAGGAGCAGGAGGUACUGAUGGACAAGGGGGUACCUUCCGGUACACCUUUCAUGGCGAUCCUCAUGCCACCUUUGCAGCAUUUUUUGGAGGUUCCAACCCCUUUGAAAUUUUCUUUGGAAGACGGAUGGCUGGUGGUAGAGAUUCUGAAGAAAUGGAAAUAGAUGGAGAUCCUUUUAGUGCCUUUGGAUUCAGCAUGAAUGGAUAUCCAAGAGACAGGAAUUCUGUGGGGCCAUCCCGUCUCAAACAAGAUCCUCCAGUUAUUCAUGAACUGAGAGUAUCACUAGAAGAAAUAUAUAGUGGUUGUACCAAACGGAUGAAGAUUUCUCGAAAAAGAUUAAAUCCUGAUGGAAGGAGUUAUAGAUCUGAGGACAAAAUUCUCACUAUUGAGAUUAAAAAAGGGUGGAAAGAAGGCACCAAAAUUACUUUUCCAAGGGAAGGAGAUGAAACACCGAAUAGUAUUCCAGCAGACAUUGUUUUUAUUAUUAAAGACAAAGACCACCCCAAAUUUAAAAGAGAUGGAUCAAAUAUAAUCUAUACUGCUAAAAUUAGUUUACGGGAGGCAUUGUGUGGCUGCUCAAUUAAUGUGCCAACAAUGGAUGGAAGAAACAUACCUAUGUCAAUAAAUGAUAUUGUGAAACCUGGAAUGAGGAGGAGAAUUAUUGGAUACGGGCUACCAUUUCCAAAAAAUCCUGACCAACGUGGUGACCUUCUAAUAGAAUUUGAUGUCUCCUUCCCAGAUACCAUAUCUUCAUCAUCCAAAGAAAUUCUUAGAAAACAUCUUCCUGCCUCAUAGAGUGAAGAACUCUGUUACCCAUAUUUUGAUAAGACACUGAAAAUAUAAAAGGACUGGCAGUUUACUGAUGUAGCUGUGAAUUCUGUAUAAAUAUGUGUAAAUUCUUUUGAGGGUUCAUAAAUUGCAUGAAUAGAGACGGGUCAAAUAAAUAGGCAAAAGGGAUUUUUAUAGUUAGAGAUAAAGACAAAACCACUCACUGUAUUUUACUUUGUUUCUCCCAAAUCAGAAAUUUUUAAUACUUUACCUAUAUAUAAAAGUUGGUUCUGAGGAGUCAGCAGAUAUAUUUCUGGUAAAGUACUAGACUGUUCGAGUACUUUAUUUCUUAAAAUUUUAGAUCAGUAUGUUAGGUUCCCAUAAUGGAAAUUAAAAUUCUUAGCCAAACUAUACAUGUAAUAUAUAGAGGAGAAUAAAAGUCCAAGUCAUUUGGAAAUGUGGUUAUUUGAUUUAAAUCACCUUCUGAAAUGCUGCUAUACAGCUGAAACUGAUAAAAGAAUAUACUGAUGCAUAAAUUUCACCAUUUUAAUUUUUAAAGUACGAUAGCAUUUCUUAAUAACAUAGUUGGAAUGUUCUUUAGCAGACCUUUGGUUCCUAAAAAGAAAACGAAUGGCAGUUUAUCUCCUGUGGAAGUCCUAAUAGCCUGAAUUACUAAUAUUUUAGACAUACUGUUUUUAAAAUGCCAUAUAUAAUUUUAUGCAAGUUGACUAUAAAUCUUGGACUUAAUAAAUUAUAGGCUCAUUUUGUUGUCCAUUAGUUUAAAAUAAUUUGUUUAAUAAUAAAUGUGUUUCUAGAGAAAAUACUGUUACUUGGAAUUAAUUUUCCAAUUACACAGUCUUCUAUAAGUUACUUGUAAUAUGCUAUAUGUACCUUAUAUAAUUCCCUAAAAAGAAUAGACUACCACUAUGGUGUUAAAACAAAAUAUGGGGAAAAUAAACACUAACUGCUGUUUAUGGACAAUGUAGCUACUACUAGUUAUACAUAUAAAUAUUUUACUUUUUCAUAUCUAUAGAUUGCAUUUCUUAGGUGUUUUAAUUUUUUAAAUAUAUUUACAUUUAAAAAUUGUUUUGUCUUCUCUUUUGUAACUAUUAAGAAUUAUGUUUUGAAGUAGUUUUUGGUUAACUUUCAGGAUGAUUCAUACACACAUACACACAUAUGCACACAUACACAAACAUACACACACACACACAUACACUAUGGUAUGCUGGGCCCUAUAACUAUUUUAGUUGAAUGUGAAAUCGUUUAGAAAUUCAACUUAAAUGUUUUAUAA